Messenger RNA from Cariama cristata (Red-legged seriema), 1016 nucleotides. It is a transcript of the gene WDR73, whose product is annotated as WD repeat domain 73. The transcript is spliced from 6 exons. The record is from RefSeq and is a predicted model, not a curated record. Gene Ontology annotation, molecular function: protein binding. The annotation marks the transcript as partial. Gene Ontology annotation, biological process: cytoplasmic microtubule organization. NCBI's taxonomy places the organism in Eukaryota, Metazoa, Chordata, Aves, Cariamiformes, Cariamidae. Gene Ontology annotation, cellular component: spindle pole; cytosol.
GUGUCUGUGUAGCUGGGUAUGGACAGUCUGGAGGGAACGAGAUCCUGCAGCUGCUCCCACCGCCAACGCUGCAGGCGAAGGAGACCCAGGGCCUCUGUCCAGAGAGGGAUUUCAAGGUGGAAUGUGGUGGAUUUUCAAACCGCCCAGUCUACAGCCUGAAAUAUGUGCCGGACACCAGCUUGCUGGUGACGAGCGGCCCACCAGACAGCUCCCUCCAGGUCUGGCAGGUGUCAGCAGAGGACUCUGAUGUGAUUAAAUCUGUAAGCGCCAUACCUGCAGAAGACGGCACUGGGCAGCCUUGGGCUAAAAUUGCAACUGUUUCGACCAGAGCCCCGUGGGUCCUUCACGGCUCAAGACUCAAUAAUGUCCAAAUCACAGAGGUUGAAUCGAGAAAAAAUGUCUACAUGGCAGCCUCCAGAAACAGCGAGGAGCUCAGCGGCCUGGCCUUCCUGGAUUGCAGCACCUUGCUCCUGUGCUGUGCCAAGGGGCAGCUGUGCCUGGCUGACAUUCGGCAGCCCUUGGAGGCUGUGUCCGUCCCCUCGGCGCCGUGUGGCGAGCGGUGGUGCAUGGGAGUCGGGCGCGGACCUCAAGGCUCUGACUCAAGCUCCCGACCCGUAGCUUGCCUGUCGAGCGGAGGACACCUCACCCUGACAGAUGUAAGAAAAACUUCGGAGUCCAUGGCCUCAGCAAAGUGCAGAGUUCCUUCUCCCAGCUCAGGUGCGGAGUUCCUGUGCAUCUCCUGGGCUCCUGCUCUGGAAGGCUGCCUCGCCAUUUCAGGUUUUGAUGGGACCGUGCACGUGUAUGACGCGCGGAGCUGGGACAGCUCUGGCAGGGAAGCAGAGCCGAUCUUUGUUCACAAAGGCCACGCGUUCGGCAGGCCGGGCAGCAGCGGAAGCCCUCCCCUGGUCACAACGCACGCAUGGCAUCCGCAGAAACCAAGAACUUUAUUGUCAGCAGCAAGCGACGGUUCCCUGCACGUUUGGGACUGGGUUCAGUCUUGUGGGAAGUGUGGGUAG